Molecule: messenger RNA, 913 nt
Organism: Nerophis lumbriciformis (worm pipefish)
Lineage: Eukaryota; Metazoa; Chordata; Actinopteri; Syngnathiformes; Syngnathidae
Gene: rps4x
Product: ribosomal protein S4 X-linked
Biological process (GO): translation
Cellular component (GO): ribosome; cytosolic small ribosomal subunit
Molecular function (GO): RNA binding; structural constituent of ribosome
Source: RefSeq, a predicted model, not a curated record
UACACAGCCUUAUCAUCCAAUACCGGAAACUGGGAGGUCCUUUCCCCCGCAGACUCCAACAUGGCCAGAGGACCGAAGAAGCAUCUGAAGCGCGUCGCUGCGCCGAAGCACUGGAUGCUGGAUAAGCUCACGGGCGUGUUUGCGCCUCGACCUUCCACCGGUCCCCACAAACUGAGGGAGUGCCUGCCCCUAAUCAUCUUCUUGAGGAACCGCCUUAAGUAUGCCCUGACUGGGGAUGAGGUGAAGAAAAUAUGCAUGCAACGGUUUAUCAAGGUUGACGGCAAGGUCCGUACUGACAUCAACUACCCUGCUGGAUUCAUGGAUGUGAUCAGCAUUGAUAAGACCAGUGAGCAUUUUCGUCUUAUCUAUGAUGUGAAAGGACGUUUCACCGUCCACCGCAUCACUGCCGAGGAGGCCAAGUACAAGCUCUGCAAGGUGAAGAAGAUCCUCAUUGGCACCAAGGGGAUUCCUCACCUGGUGACCCACGAUGCCCGCACCAUUCGCUACCCUGACCCCCUCAUCAAGGUCAAUGACACAGUACGCAUCGAUCUGGAAUCUGGCAAAAUCACAGAGUCCAUCAAAUUUGAUACUGGUAACCUGUGCAUGGUGACUGGUGGUGCUAACUUGGGUCGUAUUGGCAUCAUCACCAACAGGGAGCGCCACCCUGGCUCCUUUGAUGUGGUGCACGUCAAGGACAGCACGGGCAACAGCUUUGCCACCAGGCUCUCCAACAUCUUUGUUAUUGGCAAGGGCAACAAGCCGUGGGUUUCCAUGCCCAGAGGAAAGGGAAUCCGCCUGACCAUCGCCGAGGAGAGAGACAAGAGACUGGCCGCCAAGCAGGGCAGCAGCUAAAAUGGCCGACAAAUAACAGCCUGACCCCUGGUUUUCAAAAUAAAAUGUUAUUUACAAAACA